This is a messenger RNA of Pseudomassariella vexata, 2295 nucleotides long. RefSeq names its product origin recognition complex subunit 3 N-terminus-domain-containing protein. Gene Ontology annotation, biological process: DNA replication initiation; DNA replication. The transcript is spliced from 6 exons. Bases 79 to 2214 code for a protein of 711 amino acids. Gene Ontology annotation, molecular function: DNA replication origin binding. The record is from RefSeq and is a predicted model, not a curated record. Lineage: Eukaryota; Fungi; Ascomycota; Sordariomycetes; Amphisphaeriales; Pseudomassariaceae. Gene Ontology annotation, cellular component: nuclear origin of replication recognition complex; nuclear pre-replicative complex; DNA replication preinitiation complex.
CGACAGCGCGUCCGAACCAUUGAAGAACAUCAAUGAAGGAAGCGUUCUAGUUUCACACUCAAUCCCGACUAAAGUGCAAUGGCCGACGAAACCUUAAGUGAGGCAUUUGCUGAUAAGGAACACCAAGCCGCCUACAUCUUUGACCCGUCAGAGGAUACGGAUGAGCCAGCUAGAUCCAUCAAGCGUAGGAGAGUGUCUAAGAAACAUGGCAAGGAGCCGCCAAAUGCUGCGCAAAUAGCUUCAUUACCUCCCCUAUUUCCGCCACUUUUCAACGAGGCAGAAAACGAGGAACACGCAAGAUUGCGGCAGAAGUUGUUUGAGGAGUCCUGGUCUCACAUUGACACAAGAAUUCAUCAUGUGCUCAGAGAAGCAAAUCAGUCUACGCUGAAGGACGUGACUGCUUUCGUACAAGAUGCUCCGACUCAUGGUGUCGGUGGGAAGAUACCAACUGCCUUUAUCAUCACUGGCGCCAACAUCGCAUCUCAGGAUCUCCUUUUUGAGCAGCUGUCCGAAUAUCUUCAACAGAAAAGUGAAGCAAAGGUCGUCAUAGUACGUUCUGGCGAUGCAUCAAAUCUCAAGGCGACGCUGAAGAAGAUCAUACAUGACAUCGCCACCAGAAUAUCUGAAGAAGACGAUGACAUUGAAGUCUCAACGGGCAAGGAUGGCCGUAAAUACCUGAACUACGACCUUGAAGCCCUUCAUGCUUACUUGAAGGUCAAUCCUCGACGUCACAUCAUUGUUGCUUUCCAGGACAGCGAGGCAUUUGAGAGCGGGUUGCUUUCAGACCUCAUACAAUUAUUCAGCUCUUGGCUUGAUCGCAUCCCGUUCACACUGCUGUUUGGAAUAGCGACGUCAGUAGAGUUGUUCCAAGCACGACUACUGAAAUCUACCUGCCAGCUUCUCUACGGAGACCAGUUCGAUGUGGAACAAUCUGCGUCAAUCGUUGAGAGGAUUUUCAAAACUGCAGUUGCGCAUACAGAGGCACCAUUACGGCUCGGUCCAACGCUUCUUCAAAGUCUUUUGGAGCGUCAACGAGAUCAAGUUUCUGGGAUACCCGUGUUUGUGAGCUCAUUGAGAUAUGCAUACAUGUGCCAUUUCUACGCCAAUCCUUUGAGCGUCCUACUCUCCGCUGAGCUGGGAAACGAACUGGUCCAGAAUGAUCACUUGGAGGCGCUCAGGUGCCUUCCAUCUUUCCGAAGCUCUAUCGAGGCUUUGCUGCAAAGUGGAGCAGUCGAUCAGGUGAGGUUACUGAUAGAUAAUGACGAGUACCUCAUAACUCACUUGCGAGAAGAGCUCAAGUGGUCUCGUAAAUGGGUCAUCGAUAUCCUACGCAUAAUCAAGAUCUUCAUGGCCAGCAAAACGCCAACUUCUGGUUUCACUCAGCUGUACCUCGAUGCUCUCACUAAUGGGAUUGAUGUUUCGGGCCACAACUCAGAUUUCUUGGACUCGGUCCAAAGAAUGCAACCUUCCGAGGCCGUACCAUUCUUGGAACAGGCUUUGGAAGCCAUAAAAGAUGGCGAUGAGAUCAUGGGUCUUGCAGCAUGGGCCGAAGAAAGCAAAGAGACUGUAACAGCACUGUCCGACAUACUCAAAGAUAUCAAAACUCUGCAGGAUGUAGCCGGAGAGAACGGCAACACCCUGCGAAGCAAGUACAGCGGCCAAAACAGAGUCCUUCGAACCACGGUGGUCGCCCAGAAGGUGCAGCUCAGUCAUGAUGCCGCAGCACUUACUCAGGAGGACCGAGCUUUCACUGUUUUGAUGGACCGCUUGGUUGAGCACCUGAAGACCAUAUUACAAAGCAACAAACCUGAGGAACUCUAUCUACACGAGGUUUGGCUAUACGAUUCCAAGGUGCCGUACAAAGACGUAUUUGUUCCUCGGCCUCGAGCAGUCGUCGAAAGGGCACUGUCACGACCACAUGACUACUUAGGCUGCUCAUGUUGCAAGACGAAAGAGGACCAGAUUACGCCGACGCUCCCUUCCACUGCCAUUAUCUACCAACUGUAUCUCGAGACUGGCUCGCUCAUAAAUGUCGCAGAUCUUUGGGCUGCCUAUUAUGCCACGGUUGGAGAGGAGAGCGAGAAGGGCCUGGACGACCGAACAGCGCUCGUUCUGUUCUAUCGUGCCCUGUCGGAGAUGAGGGCGAUGGGCUUUGUCAAGCAGAGUCGGAAAAAGGCCGACCACAUUGCUAAGCUCGCCUGGAAGGGGCUUUGAGGUUGUUUAGUAUGAUUCCGCUUUAUUGGCGGACAGUCAGGUGAUUCACUUUGUUGUGUGGUGAUUGUGGAGGCAAAGCGU